UUUGGGGCCUAUGUGGGCUGAAGCCCAAUUCAUUCUGAAGCAGAAAAUCGACGACGCAUCACACACUAUAUGCGAAGGUGAUCGAAUCACAGCACCGUGAGAUCUCUGCUUCAAAGAGUUCAGAGGAAUUCGUUUUCUCUGCUCGGGAUCUGGAAAGGGAACGACUCGACAUGGGUUUCCUGGUGACGACGCUGAUCUUCGCAGUGAUCGGAAUCAUCGCGAGCCUCUGCACCAGAAUCUGCUGCAACAGAGGACCUUCUACCAAUCUAUUUCACCUAACUUUGGUAAUUACUGCGACAAUUUGCUGCUGGAUGAUGUGGGCGAUUGUAUAUCUGGCACAGAUGAAACCACUCAUUGUACCUAUACUGAGUGAGGGCGAAUAAGUCUCGAAACAGAUGUAGCUCCUUGUAAGUUAGAGAACAUGGAUCACAAAUUGGCUGCUGCAUAGAAUUUGAUUUUGGUUAUCAUGAGUUGUUCAGUAUUUUUUUCAGAGUGAACUGGACUGUAUGUAUUUCUUGUCUGAUAAUGGCAUUUCUGUGCUACCUGACAUUAGUCAUGUUACGAAUGUUGUAUUUAUCACUCAUUCUGUUAUUCAUUUUAGAUAUCCGUGGAUAAUGGUAUCAAAUAUGUAUUUCGCUGAAAAAUAAGUUGAUGAAAGGGAAGUUUGUUUUGUCUAAGA
Vigna unguiculata (cowpea) is the source of this 679-nucleotide messenger RNA. RefSeq names its product ATPase, V0 complex, subunit E. Gene Ontology annotation, molecular function: proton-transporting ATPase activity, rotational mechanism. Lineage: Eukaryota; Viridiplantae; Streptophyta; Magnoliopsida; Fabales; Fabaceae. The record is from RefSeq and is a predicted model, not a curated record. Gene Ontology annotation, biological process: proton transmembrane transport. Gene Ontology annotation, cellular component: proton-transporting V-type ATPase, V0 domain.